UUUGAGUACUACAUGUAGUGUGUGGUUCGCCUAAUAACCAGAACUGAGGGUGUGCACAGCAGUUACAAAUCACCAACAUGAUCCAAAUGUUUAAUGCAUUUGUAGUUACUGUUACCAUUUCUUGUUUUAGAACCAACCGCAUUAUUUCCUGUGUCUAUUCUGUACACCGUUUGAGUUCGAUCAGAAGGUGUUGGAUGCACCCACAUGUCGCAUGCCCAUUAACCUGUCUAUAAACCUGUACAAUGACAUGUGAACAGGGACUCUGUAUGUACGGAUAUUUUCCCCCCCGAGUCAUCCAAGGUGAACAUUUAUAUGAAGACUUUCAGGCGUGGACUCACCAUGGCUGAAAAGUUGCUGAAUUGUCGACAGAAGCGUCCCUCGGCCAAGUAUGUUCUGGUUUGUUUCCCCUGGGCGGGAGGCGGCUCAAACUGGUAUGGAAGAUGGGCACAGCUGCUGCCAGAAACCAUAGAAGUUUGUGCUAUAAGAUUGCCAGGAAGAGAGAACAGAUUUCAAGAGCCAUGUUACAAAGACCCGGAUACUUAUAUCCAAGAUGUCACAGCUGCUGUGUAUAAAUAUGUCUCUGCUCACGGAACAGCACUGGCUAUAUGGGGACACAGCCUGGGAUCUUAUAUGGGAUAUGAGGUGGCUAAACAGCUCCAGGAGAAGCAUGGGCUAGACCCUGUCCAUCUUUUCUUCUCAGGGGCCUCUGCCCCACAUUCAGAGAAACGUAAACUAAACCAGGUAAAGACUGCAGGAAUGAGUGACGAGGAAUUCGUAGAAAAUAUGAGACGUUUGGGGGGAACGCCAAGAGAGAUCCUUGAUGACAAAGAAAUGAUGAAACUUUUCCUUCCAUCACUGAGAGCAGACUUCUGCAUACUGGAGAAUUACUGGAGCAGCUAUGACAAGACUCAAGUGAAGCCCUUUUCCUGCCCAAUCAGUGUGUUUGAUGGUUCUGAAGACAGGCCUCAUGAUUUAGAAGCUUGGUCAGAUUUGAGUGAUGGGCCCUUUCAUAAAAUGAUGCUAAAAGGAGGACAUUUCUACUUGAUAGAGGAGGCAAACACCAGGACUAUUACUGAAUACAUUGCAGCUAAUUUGACCUAGCAGAAAAUCAUAUGAAUUUUUCCAAAUCGUCCUUAUUAGGGGCCAUUCCUAUCGUACUAAGAGAAUCGUUCUAUCCCCCAAGUUGUUUCUCACUAAACUGCAUCUAGUUUAAAUGUGCACAAAAAUUAAUUACCCCCUAGCAGCUUCAGUGGGCAUGACAGACAUUUAAGGAGCUUAAUCUGAAUGCAAUUUAGUGAGAAUCCCCUCAGAGUUAGAUUGAAACUGCUAGUACGUAGGGUUUAUGGGAACCCAGUCUUGGUUUAUCAAAUGAACAAUUAGUGCAAUAUUUUGAGAAGCAACUGUUAUCUUUUAAUGUUAAGGCAUUCCUUUAUUGCAGUAGGAUGGCAGUGGAGAAUUAUGAUAAGAAAUGGAAAACUGUGCAAAAAUCUCUUGUAUGAAAAUAUUUUAUUAGUAAACAUGCUGAUACAAAAGGAACAAUUACAUAAAGUAUGUACAAUAAAUUGUAAGAUUUUUGUCUAACACUUAUUUACUUUCAUUACAACUGGGACAAUAAAAAAUGUAUGCCAUCAUAAUUUA
This is a messenger RNA of Lingula anatina, 1638 nucleotides long. Its product is annotated as S-acyl fatty acid synthase thioesterase, medium chain-like. The record is from RefSeq and is a predicted model, not a curated record. Gene Ontology annotation, biological process: lipid biosynthetic process. NCBI's taxonomy places the organism in Eukaryota, Metazoa, Brachiopoda, Lingulata, Lingulida, Lingulidae.